AUGACUCGAUACGCGGGACUGGGGAGGACGCGCCCAAAGAAGCUCACCCCCAAGGCGCCUAUACCUAUCUACCAUGAACACCAAAUAGACGAGCUCGAAGAAGAAAUUCAAAAUGGCCUACAACAGGUCGAAACCGGUGUCGAGAAGGCCGAGGAGUCGGAAUACCAUUUGCAAGUUGCGAUUAACGCAGUUGCCUCGGGGAGAGUCGUAAAUGAGGCCCAUAUCCCAACUCCAGAGACUGUCCUCAGUAACUUGCAAUAUGACGAGCUAUAUCCUCCAGUCUUCUCGCAGCCGGCGACCUACAUCCGCUUCUCCUCUACGGUUGAGGAUUGCUGCGGGUGUCCGUAUAAUAUGACCGAAGAGGACGACGUAUUUUUGAAGAUCAUGAACGAGAAGCGGGAUCCCGCCGACCGAUGCACGGAGGACCAGUUCGAGGAGGUCAUGAACUUCUUCGAAGAGACUGUGCGGUUAAAGCAGCCGUACGCAGCGGUAGGGAGCGCUCCGGUCUUGAGCUUUGCAGAAAUGCAAGAGUCCAUGGACGCAACCGUAGAGGAUUUCGUAAGACGAUUUGCCAAGGACGUAUACGACCAUUGGAAAACGAGAAGGACAAACAGCGGCAAUCAGUCAUUGCUUUCCAACCUCAAGUUUGAAACUGGCGCAGAUACAGACGAUACAGAUCCUUAUGUCUGUUUCCGUAGGCGUGAGGUCCGUCAGGUUCGCAAGACUCGCGGCAGAGAUGCUCAGAGCGCGGAUAAACUGCGGAGACUUAGAAAGGAGUUGGAGGAUGCUCGUCAACUGGUUGCUCUAGUCCGCCAACGAGAAUUGGCGCGCAAGGAGAUGCUGGCGACGGAGCGGAUUCUCUUCUUGCAGCGGGCUGAAGUCAAGGAUAUGAAGAGGAAACUCCACAUCAAGGACGAUGACGAGGACCUCAUCAACCAGAAGCCCAAGAAGAAGCCGAUGGAGGCACCACCUAUGCAACGUCCAGCGGCAGCCCAGCUUCGUAUGCCGCCGAAACCUGGCGCUCAAGCUGCAGAAGACUUGCAGUUGCUGGAAGAUGUACAAGCAGAGAAGGAGAACGACAUCCUUCGCGAUAUCAAGGCGAACAUCGCAAAGCACAUGAAGUGGAACGAGGGCUAUGUGGAUUACACACGGGCCCCGCUAUCACCGUCUCCUGAAAGGACGGUAGACCUUACAUUCCGUCCUGCGAUCACAACGCAAUUGCCAACGCCCCCGUCAUCAGACUCUUCCGAGAAUAUGCCGGAUCCAACCUUAGAUAUGUCAGGUGCGGUAUCGUUGCGUGACAAGCUCGCCGCGCACGCACUCAUAACGAAUGAGGACACGAACAAUAUGCCUUCAUUCAGGAGACGUAUAGGGCGUGGCGGACGGCUGUUCAUUGAUCGCCGUAACCUUGCCUCGCGAUGUAGAGUGGAGUUAGAUCAUUGGAAGGCAGACCGGUUCAAGUAUGACCAGGAGGACUCGGACGACGAUCUCGUCUAUGAGAUGGAUCGGUACGACAUCUCCCUCAUGCAGAACCGGGCAAUCAUGCUUGCCAAGGCCCGAGACCAAGCGCAUGCGCAGGCGCAAGCAGCCCAAGUGCGCCGGUUGCAGGCCGAACAAGUCGCAAUGAACAGUCUUAGCACGGGGCAAACGACCGGGCAAACAAUGGGAUCGAACCCUGGGCCUGGUGCCAUCGCUCCCACAUCUGAAACUUGA
This is a messenger RNA of Aspergillus mulundensis, 1713 nucleotides long. Its product is annotated as enhancer of polycomb-like protein 1. The transcript has 4 exons. The coding region runs from base 1 to 1713 and encodes 570 amino acids. Gene Ontology annotation, biological process: regulation of transcription by RNA polymerase II. NCBI's taxonomy places the organism in Eukaryota, Fungi, Ascomycota, Eurotiomycetes, Eurotiales, Aspergillaceae. The record is from RefSeq and is a predicted model, not a curated record. Gene Ontology annotation, cellular component: piccolo histone acetyltransferase complex.